Messenger RNA from Pseudocercospora fijiensis CIRAD86, 540 nucleotides. RefSeq lists its product as uncharacterized. The coding region runs from base 1 to 540 and encodes 179 amino acids. The transcript is spliced from 3 exons. Lineage: Eukaryota; Fungi; Ascomycota; Dothideomycetes; Mycosphaerellales; Mycosphaerellaceae. The record is from RefSeq and is a predicted model, not a curated record.
AUGUCCACACCAUCACAACCUCAAUGGCUCAUCUUUGCAAUAGCAUCAGGAGGCUGUGCAGCCCUCAACGGCGUUUUCGCAAAAUUGACAACAACACAACUAACCACAACAUGGGCGACCGCGAUUUCACACCUCUUUGGCCUCAAGCAGGAAAGCAUAGUCAUUGAGUUUAUUGUGCGAGGAUUCUUCUUCCUCAUGAACCUCGCCUUCAACGCCGUAAUGUGGGGACUCUUUACACGCGCUCUCACAUUAGCAAGCAGUACCGUACGCGUCAGCGUGAUAAACACCAGCGCGAACUUCAUGCUCACAGCUGUUUUGGGAGCGAUUAUAUUUUCUGAAUCACUUCCAGGUCUUUGGUGGCUAGGCGCCUCCAUGCUCGUGGCCGGCUCUGUGAUUAUUGGUCGUAGAGAAGAAGGCAAAGACAAUGUCGGGUCUGGCGUGGAGCCGACGGUUGUGAAUUUGCCUGAAUAUUCUGAUGAGCCGGAUGCUCCGCCACCUAGUGUGGGUAACAACUCUGCUAAAGCUACUGCUUUCCUCUGA